CUCUGUAUGGAAAAUGAAAAGAUUUCAAUGAGCGCUUCUGACUUUCACUAAGACACAAUAAGAAUGAAGCCUUUUGACCACAAAUAGAAUAUUUUGUUUCUUUAUGCCUUUUUCUUCUCUUCUGACCACUUGAUAAAAAAAAAAAAUGGCUGAAUCACACAGGCUGACAACGCAGGGCAGGAAGAGAUGGAGUUUACCACAGAGACAUGAGACGGAUCAGAACAAGUCAGGUCCUCGAUGCCUGGAUGGAGAAGCUGAGAAAAAACUGUGUGCUUCUCAAAUGAAAAACAGGAAGUGUUUAUACUGUAAUAAUACGUGUUAUCUGGCUGCCAUCUUUCUCCUUUCUGCUAGAUUCUACGUUGCUUUGACGUGUGGCCGAGGGACAUCCAAGGAGCCUCCCCCUAAUGUAGCCCUGGAGCUCUGUGUUCGCUUUAAGGACCGACAAGUCCUGCGAAGAGCCUGCAUGUCGGGUUCCUGGGGCGAGGUGGAGAGAGCGGUCCCGUUUUUUCCCUUCAUCAAGGAUCAGCCCUUUAAGAUGGAGUUCCACUGCGAACAGAGCAGACUUCGAGUGUUUGUAGACGGACAGAAGCUGUUUGACUUCGCCCACAGAGUGCUGCCCCUCAGUGACAUCGACACUUUAUGGAUCAAAGGAAGCCUAACCAUCACAAAACUGGCUUAAAACUAAAUUAUUCCCUUUUGGGUUUCUAUAUGCCACUUGAAAACACCACAAAAUGUUUAUAUUUAUUUAAAACAUUUUUUUAUUGCCUAUGUUUAUAAAAUGGUUAUAGUUUUUUUUUUUUUUUUUUGGUCAGUCCAGUCAAAUUAACACUUUACUGCUCACUUUAAUCAUACUUUUAUUGGUAGAUGAUUUAAGCAAUGAAACUUGUAUUUUCUCUAAAUCAAUGAAGUUUUAAUAAUUUUUUAUUAUUCUAUCUGUGUCUAAUUCCAACCAUUUGUCUCGUUUGAAACUUGACAGUUAAUAUAAAAACCCUUUUGGGAUUACUACCUCAGUCCACGGCUAAUGAAGUCCAGUUUUCAGGAGUUCAUUUAAAAAUGCAAACUCAAUUUUUUUAUAUUAUUAUUAUAAAAAGUUAAUCCUAAUAUUGUUUUGUAAGAGAAUCAGGAGAAAGCUACUUUUCUUUGUGCAUAUUUUUACUGAAUAUAUAUGAUGCUUUGGUCAUUUUUUUUUAAAUAAAGGUAUAG
Molecule: messenger RNA, 1203 nt
Organism: Cyprinodon variegatus (sheepshead minnow)
Lineage: Eukaryota; Metazoa; Chordata; Actinopteri; Cyprinodontiformes; Cyprinodontidae
Gene: lgalsl
Product: lectin, galactoside-binding-like
Exons: 5
Coding region: 146-679 (177 amino acids)
Molecular function (GO): carbohydrate binding
Source: RefSeq, a predicted model, not a curated record